Engraulis encrasicolus (European anchovy) is the source of this 8757-nucleotide messenger RNA. RefSeq names its product collagen, type IV, alpha 1 (gene col4a1). Gene Ontology annotation, biological process: extracellular matrix organization. Lineage: Eukaryota; Metazoa; Chordata; Actinopteri; Clupeiformes; Engraulidae. The record is from RefSeq and is a predicted model, not a curated record. Gene Ontology annotation, cellular component: collagen trimer; basement membrane. The coding region runs from base 160 to 5085 and encodes 1641 amino acids. Gene Ontology annotation, molecular function: extracellular matrix structural constituent conferring tensile strength. The transcript has 52 exons.
CACAUAAUCGUCGACCGAAGAAAGAUGCAGACAAACGUGGAUAAUAGUCUCCGGUAAAAAGUUAUUUAUUGUAGGUAGAGAAGAAAUUUCGUUCGACCGGUCGGUCAUUUUUGGACACCCAGUGCACCUCUGUUCUAUUAUCCCACGCGCGCUGCAGCGAUGCUGUUGCCCAGCUGCACUUUACUUCUUCUGGCGGUUAUCUCCCUCAGUAUACAAGAGACAAACGCUAAGGGAGGAGGAGAUUGUUCGGGUUCAUCGUGUGGAAAGUGUGACUGCAAUGGGGUCAAAGGGCAAAAGGGCGAGAGAGGAUUUCCUGGUUUGCAAGGCACCAUGGGAUUUCCAGGGAUGCAGGGACACGAAGGACCUCCCGGGCCAAUGGGACCAAUGGGUGAGGAUGGCUUAGUAGGAGCACCAGGACUGAAAGGAACACGCGGACCACCAGGGUUGCCAGGAUUUCCAGGAAACCCAGGAUUACCAGGCAUUCCAGGUCAGGACGGACCCCCUGGUCCUCAAGGAAUCCCAGGAUGCAACGGAACAAAGGGAGAGGCCGGAUUGCAUGGAAUCCCCGGUGUCCCAGGUCUUCAGGGCCCUUCUGGUCACCCUGGUUUUCCAGGAAUGAAGGGUGACCCUGGCGGUGUCAUGGGCAUCAUUCCCCAGAAAGGUGAACCAGGAAGACCUGGAAACCCAGGCCAGUCUGGAUACAAAGGAAGCCCAGGCCUUCCAGGACCUCAAGGACCUCAAGGACCAGUCGGAUCAAGAGGUUUUCCAGGCUCACCUGGUCCAAAGGGAGACAAGGGUGACAGGCUGUCUUUCCAAGGCGAGAAGGGGCAGAAGGGUGAGGCUGGCCUUCGAGGGCCACCCGGUCCCCCAGGGCCAACAAACGAGCAAACAGGCACCGUCACCAUCACCAUCCCUGGCCCAGAGGGAAGCAAAGGAUCCAGAGGAGAUAAAGGCGAUAAAGGUUAUUGUCUCCCAUAUGCCAAUGAUGUUAAAGGAGCACAAGGCCCACCUGGACCCAGAGGAAAACCAGGAAAAGAUGGUGAACCCGGACAGAAGGGAGAGGGGGGAUACCCUGGCAACAAUGGCCUACCUGGGCUACAGGGCGAGAAAGGAGAGAAAGGACCUCCAGGAUACGGUGGUGGCCCACCUGGUCCGCCUGGUCUCCCUGGCCCCCCCGGCCCUGAGGGAGAGAGAGGAUUCCCUGGUGUACAGGGUGAUGCAGGACCUCCUGGCUUGAACAUUGAAGGCCCUAAAGGAGAGAGAGGUCUCCCUGGAGAGAUCGGGCAAAAGGGAGACAGAGGCGCCGAUGGCGGUUCACUUCCUGGACCACCAGGUCGAAACGGCAUCCAGGGUCAACCAGGACCUCCCGGACCUCUAAGUGGCUUAUGUAACAUUGAGCGCGGCUUCCCUGGACCUCCUGGACCUUCCGGACUUCAGGGUGAAGUGGGACAGAAAGGUGACAGAGGUGACACCUGUGUGGAGUGCUCUGCUUUGGGAGUCCGAGGACCACCCGGCCCCCCUGGGCCCUCAGGAACUCAAGGAUACCCUGGCCCUGCUGGCUCCAAAGGAGAGAAAGGUCUACCUGGUACUCCUGGCGGUUUAGGUGAACCAGGUCGUGAAGGCACCCCAGGUUUGAUGGGCGCUCCAGGGCCUGUGGGCGAGCCGGGAGAUAUCUUUGUGGCUCCAGGGCUGAAGGGAGACAGGGGUAACCCUGGUCUGAAGGGCAGCCUCGGUCUGCCCGGUCUGGACGGGCAGCCAGGAAGAGAUGGCACACCUGGCGUACCGGGACCUAAGGGAGAGCCGGCCAAAUAUGGAAUUAAGGGUGAGCGUGGUCGUGAUGGACAACCAGGUUCGUCUGGAGCCACAGGUGAGAGGGGACCCCCAGGUCAGCCAGGCUUCGGACGGCCAGGUCUGUCCGGAGAGAAGGGAAGCCCCGGGUCACCAGGAGUGCCAGGAAACCCCGGAUUACCAGGUCCCAAAGGAGAACCUGGAAAAGGUGUGAGCUCACCUGGACCACAAGGAUCACCUGGACCAAGAGGACAGGAUGGCCGGCCUGGCAUUCAAGGUGACCGAGGAGCCCAGGGUAACCCAGGAACACCAGGGUAUCAGGGACUGAAGGGUGAACCUGGCCAACCUGGCAUUGGACUUCCUGGCCCCUCUGGGCCUAAAGGCUAUUCCGGAACUCCGGGAGCACCAGGGCUUCCAGGAGAAGCUGGUCGACCAGGACGGGAUGGUAACCCAGGUCUGCCUGGAUUUGCUGGACCCAAGGGUGAACCAGGACGAGGACUUCCAGGACCUAAGGGGUCCAUGGGUCAACCAGGAACUCCUGGCUUCCCAGGGCCGAAAGGAAACCCCGGAGCUCAAGGUGUUCCUGGCAUUGAAGGGCGAACUGGUCCCCCUGGUCCUGCUGGAAUUAAAGGUGAUUCCGGUCCCCCAGGACGGCCGGGUCAAGAAGGGCCAGCUGGACCUCCAGGAUUUGGGGAGCCAGGACCAGCUGGGCCCAUGGGACCUGCAGGAGAACCUGGACCUUUUGGCACAAGUGGUGUGAAAGGCGAGAAAGGUUACCCAGGUGCUCCUGGCCUGGACAUGCCCGGCCCUCAGGGAGACAAGGGGCUAUCCGGAGCCCAAGGAAUACCAGGUUCCAAAGGGUUACCAGGGCGACCUGGUCUCCCUGGACGAGACGGGUUCCCUGGACAGCAAGGUCCCAAGGGAGACAUGGGAAUGAUGGGCACACCUGGCUUACCUGGAAAACCAGGAAUGCCUGGAAACCCCGGCCUACCUGGUCAAAGAGGUGACCCUGGACUGUCUGGGCCUCGGGGAGAGUUUGGUGAGGCAGGGCCCAAGGGAGACAGAGGUGACCCAGGACUAAGGGGCCCGCCCGGCAACAUCAGCGACACUGAGAUGGAGCACAUGAAGGGAGAGAAGGGUGACCAUGGAGACAGAGGCGACCCUGGACAGCAUGGUCAACCGGGCUACCAAGGUGUGCAAGGAGAAAAAGGAACGUCCGGAAAAGAUGGAGAGGCUGGAUUACCUGGUACACCAGGUGACAAAGGUGACCCUGGUUUCCCUGGAGAGCCUGGAGCCACAGGAGAGCCUGGACCGCAAGGUGGCAUGGGAGCCAUGGGGUUGCCAGGUGGGCAAGGUCCGAAGGGUAGUAAAGGAGGAAUCGGAACGCCCGGACAUCCUGGUUUCAGAGGGGAGGAUGGUACCAAAGGUGACAAGGGUGACGCCGGGUUGCCAGGCAUUGGUGUUCCCGGACUACCUGGUGAAAAGGGUACAAGCGGCUUCCCAGGACAGCCAGGUGUUCCAGGGUCCAAAGGAGAGAAGGGUGGUGAAGGACUCCCAGGAAUGCCCGGAUCACCUGGGCAGAAAGGAGACUCUGGUCGAAUUGGAUAUCCAGGAAGUCCUGGCCGACCUGGAGAGAAAGGUGUUCAUGGGUUGCCGGGGGUACCAGGAGAACCUGGCCUUUCAGGACGACCAGGUGACCCAGGUUUGCAGGGCCCUCCAGGAGGCAAAGGAGACAAGGGUGAGCCUGGUAAGGACGGCUAUCCAGGAUCGUCGGGAGAGAAAGGCGACUCAGGUAUCCCAGGCUCAGGUCAGCAGGGACCUCCUGGAGAGUUUGGGCCCAAAGGUGACAAAGGAAACGCUGGAUUUCCAGGCACACCUGGCCACCCCGGCGUCCCCGGUAUCAAAGGUGACAAAGGACUUCCAGGCCACCAGGGCCAGCCAGGCCAGCCUGGAGACAGAGGCCUGCCUGGACCUUCCAUGGAGGGGGCCAAGGGAGACAGAGGAGCCCCCGGUGUCCCUGGAGAAGCAGGUGCUGUUGGUGCUCCGGGUCUUCCUGGCGUUGCUGGCAGUGUGGGCAACAAAGGAGAGAAGGGAGAUCAAGGCUUCACAGGAGCUCAGGGAGACCAGGGCCUCAAGGGAGACAGGGGUCUACCAGGAAUCCCCGGUGAACCUGGUCUCCCAGGCUACAAUGGCGUCAAAGGAGAAAUAGGCGUCCAGGGUUUCGUUGGGUUCCCAGGACCGAAGGGUGAGCAUGGAGGUGUUGGCGUGCAAGGAGAGACUGGAGACAGAGGAUACCCCGGGGCUAAAGGUAACGAUGGACCCCCAGGGCCUCCUGGUCCUUCUAUCUUCGUCAAAGGAGAGGUCGGCUUCCCAGGACUUCAGGGACCAGCAGGACCGGCUGGCACCCAGGGAUACCAAGGAGCAAAGGGGCUUCAAGGUCAAUCUGGGCCAAAGGGUCCCAAGGGUGACGAUGGAACUCCUGGCUACAACGGCCAUCCUGGAGCCAAAGGAGAGCGUGGUACAUCUGGACUCACAGGACCCAGAGGGAUGCCCGGCCCCCCAGGUCCCGACGGCACACCUGGCCACGUGGGCCCCCCCGGCCCCUCCUCUAUGGACCACGGCUUCCUGGUGACACGCCACAGCCAGACGGUGGACGUACCCCAGUGCCCCUACGGCACCAACUUGAUCUACGACGGCUACUCGCUGCUUUACGUGCAGGGCAACGAGAGAUCCCAUGGGCAGGACUUGGGUACGGCCGGCAGCUGCCUGAGGAAGUUCAGCCCCAUGCCCUUCCUCUUCUGCAACCUGAACAACGUGUGUAACUUUGCCUCGCGUAACGACUACUCCUUCUGGCUCACCUCCCCAGAGCCCAUGCCCAUGAGCAUGGCCCCCAUCACCGGACAGAGCAUCAAGCCCUUCAUCAGCAGGUGUUCCGUGUGCGAAGCUCCUGCUAUGGUCAUUGCGGUGCACAGUCAGUCCAUCCUCAUCCCUGCCUGCCCAACGGGCUGGGACUCGCUGUGGAUCGGAUACUCCUUCGUCAUGCAUACGAGUGCAGGUGCUGAGGGUUCGGGCCAGGCUCUGGCGUCCCCUGGCUCCUGCCUGGAGGAGUUCCGCUCGGCGCCCUUCAUCGAGUGCCACGGCCACGGCACCUGCAACUACUACUCCAACUCCUACAGCUUCUGGCUCGCCACCAUCGACGACCACGAGAUGUUUACGAAACCCAACCCUGCGACCCUGAAGGCGGGCGAGCUGCACACGCACAUCAGCAGGUGCCAGGUGUGCAUGAAGAGGACAUAAGGCAGUCUGGUCCACCACCACCACCACCCCACGCCACGACACUGCACACCCAACACAGUACAUUUUGCCCAUGCAUUCAACACUCAGAGAGUUGAUGUUAUAAUGCCUACCCAGAGUGUUGAUUAUACUCUGUGUUGAAUGAACAUUGCAAAAUAUAUUGUGCACCCCCCUGCCCAAUAGGGCCCAUCCUGCCCCCCUCCCACUCCCCACCCUGUCUUGUCCUGCCGUCCAGCCCGUUACGCCAUGGGUUUCCUUAGAAUGUUUUAAAUUUUUUUGUAAAAAACAGUAUUUUUGUUCUUACAAUGAUAUAGAGUAAUCACAUAAAUACAAAUACACUCACAAGAUAGGAUGGUGCUAUUGUUUUUCUUCUUCACAAGGACGAUGGACUGAUCAACAGAAAAAAAGAGAAAGAGAACAAAACAGAUUGGUGGAUGGAUGGAUGGUGAAAAGGGUGCAUCAUCGUCAUUGUGCAAAGAGCAAAAAAAGGAAACAAGAAAAAGAAGAAAAAUAUAACCCCCCGCCUUCCUUCCUUCAUUCCUCCCAUCUACCCAAGACCUGAAUAUCUUCCUCCCCUAUGUAGAACAUUCUAGCGCAUAUUGCCGCCCCGUGACAGUCCCGUCCUUUUGAGUGGAGCCCACUUGCGUCUGCACUGAGUACCCCCCUCGUUUAUGAACCCCCCUACCCCCAAAACGGGCCCCUCAGAGACUGGACAGGGGUCAGGUGCUAUCCAUGAACAUAAUCAGCCUUUAUUUCACCUUGCAAACCUAAAAGAUAUUCUAGACAAAUCUUUUUUUUGUUUAUAUAUUUGUUUAUUGUCUUUUCAUUUAAGAAAAAAAACUCAUGCCACUUAAAAAUAUCACCAACAGGUAUUGUGCUGUUUUCUUUUGUUUUUCUAAAUCUUUUGUACUUUUCUGUUGUCAUUAUUUUUAACAUAUGCAUACUUAGUAUCGUUUUUGGUAACACAUGUUGCAGCAAAACGAUUCAUUGGAUUUUUUUUUCACCAUAAGUUAUAGAGUCCUGGUUGCUAGCACUAAGUUACAAAGCGCAUUGCUAAAGCUUUGUUGUAAAUAUACUGCUUUUUUCUUCUUUAUUACUUAACACCAUGCCACUGUAUUCUCGUCAGGUAAAUGCAAUAAUUUGUGUGUAAUUUUUUAUUUAUGAAGAAACAAAAGAUCAUGAGCAUAUAUUGAGACCAAGUGGGAUUUUGUAGAAGGAGGAGAAUAGCAAUAGUAUCUUAAGUAUGACAUGGCAUUCUGGAUAAUAGUAACAGCAAUGGUAUCCAGUAUGUACCCCCCCUCCCCCAAUCUCCCGACCCUCUCCUCCCCAAACCUCUUUUUUACAACGACCCCUCCCAUUCCCAACACUGGUUGUCUGCAAACAGGCGAAUGGUGGGAAGACUGGUUGGUAGUAGGCUGGUGGUGAAUCAACGAUCAAUGCUUUUUUAAGCUCUGUGCUGAUGUGGGUGUGUAGCUUGUUUGUUCAUCGUCGUGGCUUCGGUUACGGUUACAGCCUCACCUGUUUGUUUGUUUCUGUUCAGGGACAGGUUCAGGCACAACCACGUCAGGCAAAAGUGUAGGGGUGGCAACAAAACAUGUUUUCCACAGCACACGGUCACGUUUGUGUGUUUGUGUGUCAGGGAAUGCGAGAGACAGUGCCUGGUGUGCACUAUGUGCAACUUGCUUUAUCAUUGUUUUCUCCUAAAAUGGUCAAGGUUUGUACAAACUAAACACACACUUUUGUUUUGGCAAGGUUAAGGGGCGUAAUGGUUAAUAGUCUCCUGUGACCUUGCGUGUUUGUGUAUUUUGUGUAGAGUAGAACAUUUAGUAGAUUAGUGUUUGUGUGUGUGUGCGUGUGUGUGUGUGUGUGUGUGUGUGUGUGUGUGUGUGUGUGUGUGUGUGUGUGUGUGUGUGUGUGUGUGUGUGUGUGUGUGUGUGUGUGUGUGUGUGUGUGUGUGUGUGUGUGUUGUAGCUCUCCACAAUAACUGUCACUUUUGAAGUGGUUGAUCGUCACAAGCAGCCCCCACCUGCCUCCCAGUCCGUCCUCCCUGUUUUAACCAGUGUUGGAUUCCGAAGUCAUCCCCAGCUUAACGCCAAAGAAAAAAACAUGAAAUACACACAUUAUAUGUAUGUAUGUGUAUAAUAGCUGCGCCCCGGUUGUUACACUGAUAAUACUUGACUAUGCCAAGAUCGCUAACAGCAAUCUAGCCCCUCAACUCAUAGGCUGCCCUCCGAUUUGUUCCUCCGGUUGCUUCCUCUGGCCUCUGACCUCGUUACACCGCAACAGGAUGUGUUUUUAAUCCAGGGUCUUGCAAAAAAACACAAUUCAGAAUUGAAUCUCUCAUUUGCUAUCAGGAUAUCAAAUGGGGAGGAAAAGCCCACGGUGAGCUGCUUGACAGCAGAAAAACAUUUUGUGUUUCCUGUGGUUUCCUCCACAGGAUGAGGGCUGAGAGAGCUAAGGAACGAGGUGGGAGGAAACAGCUGAAGGGAACCGAUUGAGAGGCACCCUUGUUUUGCGUACCUGUGUCUCCUGAGUGCUCUCAGUGAGGUUGCUCUGAUGGGGACGUGGUGGAGAAGGAAGGACAGAUACAGUUAGCUGCCGUGGCAGCUUGGCCUUGCAGUGACACUCGGGCCUUUUACUUAGUCUAGACUCAAAGAAAAAAAGCCAUAUAGUACAGGUCAAGAGCAGCGAAAUUGUUUUUACAUCUAGUGCGUGUUUGUAGCUGCUUUCUCAGGGCCGCGCUGCUCUCCAGAAUCCCCCAUGCGUGCCUGGUGAAGACAAGAGGUUGUUGCUAGAGAGAAGCUUUUAUUCCUCUUAACCCAUUUUGACACAGUGGGGCCAUCUCAAUGUCAAGUGUUCUAACCUUGCUAGGACGUGAAACGCCUGGUGAUUGGAUACUCUGCAGAGUUCACCAAAGAGUAUCCAAUCACUGGGCGUUUCACGUCCUAGCAAGGCUAGAACACUGGGCAUUGAGAAUGUCCCAGUUCCAUACAUUUUCGGUUACCAGAAUGGCAAUGACCAAGUUGUAGUGUAUUGCUGAAGGCCCUGUGUUAUGUCAUAGUAGUGCAGUACUAAGAUAGUUAACUUUUCAAUGACUGUUACAGCGUUCCACUGGUGGAACAGUGUGCAUUAUGGGGCUACACUCAUUUCUUUGUCUUUUUCCUCUCCUCUUCUUCCUCCUCUUUUUUUCCUUCUGCUGCCAUUCUUAUCACUCUCCAUCUUUGUUUUUCUCCAUCUUUUCUGCCCCUUGAGCCAUUCCACUUGAAAAGUGAUAGAAUUUAGAACACUGAAGUCAGUGCUUCCUUCUGACGAUCAUGCUGUGUCAUAUUUUUGUCCCUCCAACUGUCACCCAAUGUCAGGGUCUUUUUUCCGAUGGUGUUGCUUCUGCUUUCCUCAACUUUUGCUCUUUCUGGGCAUGUGUGUGCGGACCAAUGACUGUAAGCAAAAUGUUACGUAGUCUACACAGAGUCAAUGGUCUAGGACUUUGUUGUCAUGCUACAGGCUGAACUGAACUGACUGACUCUUCCCAUGAGUCCCUUUGAGAGACACAGGUGCCCCAUGCCCCAUGUGCCUUGACUAACCACCUAAAAUAGUUUUUUUACUCUCCUCUCCCACUCUGUCACUUCCCAUUCCCAAAUUGUGUAAAUCAAUAAAUAAAAUGAUUUGUAUAAAUGG